AUGCUAGACGGGAUGCGAAAUCUACAACAACUGAAUCUGCGUAAUAACUCUUUGACGUCAGUGGAUGAGAACACUUUCGCUUCGCUGCGAUUCAUGACGACUCUGGAUUUAGCUCAUAAUAGCUUGACCAAAAUCGCCAAGAGGACAUUUUCACAUCAGACGAAGUUGUUUUGGUUGGAUUUAUCGAAUAAUCAGCUGACUGGUUUUGAAGAAGGCACAUUCGACACAAAAAUCGCUAACCUUCUUCUAGAUGGAAACCCGUUGAUAUGCGACGACGAUUUUGAUUGGUUUGUGCGAUAUUUGGUGACAAAUCGGAUACGUACUUUCCUGCCGUUCCAGCCCUGA
This is a messenger RNA of Cooperia oncophora, 345 nucleotides long. The record is from the annotation of a GenBank genome assembly. Lineage: Eukaryota; Metazoa; Nematoda; Chromadorea; Rhabditida; Trichostrongylidae.